Molecule: messenger RNA, 3268 nt
Organism: Paecilomyces variotii
Lineage: Eukaryota; Fungi; Ascomycota; Eurotiomycetes; Eurotiales; Thermoascaceae
Exons: 2
Coding region: 1-3075 (1024 amino acids)
Molecular function (GO): protein binding
Source: RefSeq, a predicted model, not a curated record
AUGGAUCCAUUGACAGCGGUAGGCUUGGUCUCCAACAUACUCAGCUUUAUUGAUUUCUCUGGGAAAUGGAUCAAAGGGGCGUACGACAUCUACAAUUCGGAACUCGGGAGCACGCCAGAUAAUUCUCGUAGUAAGGAAUUGCUCGAUAAUAUUCGCAGAGCGACUAACACCUUGGACACUCAUUUUCGAGGGAAGACAAAACAUGAAAGAUCGCUACGUGAAAUUUGCCAAAUCUGCCGUCAACAAUCCGAUACGCUUCAAAGUAUCCUGAAGGAAUUGACAGUGGUAGACAAAGACUCGAAAUGGAAGAGUAUGAAAGUCAGUUUCAAGAGCAUCAGGAAAGAGAAAGAGAUAGCAUCGAUUGAAAGGAGUUUGGAUAGUUGCCGACUGCAGACCCUUACGUUGCUGGGAAUAAUCUUCAGUGAACAGCAGUCUUCGGCCAACUCGCGGUUGGAUAGUAUUCUAAAAGAGUGCCAGCGUGCACAAAGUGAUAGGACACUUGAGAUCUCAGAUCUUAUAGAUGAAUUGCGAGAAGCGAUAAAAAUAACCCGGGACAAAGAAGAGAAGAGUGGCUCAAAGACGAUCCAGGAAACCGCCAGGGGCACUGUUGAGCCGUCCACCCACAUCACCCUUCUCCUGCCAAAGCUGCAGAUGAUCGCCCAGUCCAUACCGCGAGAGAAUGACAUUUUAGUCCGGUUAGAUUUCGGGGAUAUGUAUUUGCGUGAGCGUGCCAUAAAAACCGCCGAAGAUGGGACUUACUGGUGGAUUGUGAAAGAGGAGAGCAAUGAACAAGAUUUGAGUGACCUCGAGAGAGAAAUGCGAAGGCAUACACGCACCUCAUUCUUGACAUGGUUGAGAUCAGGAAAUUCAAUCUACCACGUGAGUGGUAAGAUUGGCUCUGGAAAAUCAACUCUCAUGAAAUUUCUCUGCAACAAUCCUUGCGUUCAGGGGGAGCUAGAGAGCUGGGCAGGGGAAAAGAAAUUGAUAUUUGCCCGCUUCUUUUUUUGGAAUUCUGGAUCCAGAAUACAGAUGUCUAUGGAGGGACUCUACAGAGCCAUUCUCUUCCAGACUCUCAAGAAAUGUCCUGAGCUCAUCCAGCAGAUUUUUCCAGAUCAAUGGGACCUAUUUGAUCUGGACAGAUCUUGGUCUGGAAAUGCCCCGUUCUGUCUUGACGAUGUGAAAGCUGCCUUCGAAAGGUUGGUGAACAGGAAAUCCUUUCCUAACCAUCGUAUCUGCUUUUUCAUUGAUGGUCUCGAUGAAUACGAAGGUAAAAGUUUCGAACACUGGGAACUUGCCAAAAGUCUCCAAAAAUGGGCGCAGUCACAGGAUAUCAAGAUAUGCGUCAGUAGUCGCCCACAUAAUCAAUUUAUGGAAACUUUCUCCGACGAUCCGAGUCUUCGAGUCCGUCUUCACGAACUGACUCAAGGCGAUAUGUCUCGAUUUUGCCGGUCUGCAUUCGAGAAUAGUGCAAUGUUCCACCGGGUAAGCAAGAUAUACCAGGACUUCGUGGAAGAAAUAGUCAAGAAAGCCGAAGGUGUGUUCUUGUGGGUCGUUCUUGUGGUUCAAUCACUUCUUGAUGACAUUGCAAAUUUUGAUCCUCCGUCAGUCCUUUGGGAAACGCUCAAUGAAAUCCCAGAGACCCUCAAUGAGUUGUUUGAGAAACUGCUUGCCAAAAUUAAACCUCGCGAUCGCAGACGUUCCGACAAAAUGCUUCUUCUUGCCAGCACCUUUCCGCUUCAGCGGCACUACGCCCUUGUGUACUCCUGGCUUGAUGACACUGAAGAUCCAAACUUUCCGUUCAAUGCCCCGGUGAGAGGGUAUACUCAUCAAGAAGUGCUGGACAGAGAGAGAAAUGUACGACUCCAAUUAGACUGCUUAACGAAAGGAUUGUUGGAAAUGAAACCCAUACAUAAUGCCCGGACGUUGAUGAAUUUGUACGAAGAUGCAUCUUUCCAGCACGAAGUUGGGUUUGUUCAUCGAAGUGUGAGAGAAUAUCUAGAAUCUACCCCAAAUCUGAGUGACAUCAGAAGCCGGCUCCAGGGGAUUGAUUAUACAGAUAUCUAUUGCCGUUUGCUGCUAGCACUGUCCAAGUUUGCGAUACCUCAGCACUAUAAUCAAGGGAACUCAGAACUGCGUCGCCAGAAUCUGCAGUGGUCUUUUGAGUGGUUUGCUGGACUGCAGGCUAUUGGAAAAGAACCGCCUAUCAAGAUCGCGGAAGAGUUCGGUUCGGUAUUGCAUAGCUACAGACAGCUUGCGCCCACAUAUCCUGAUCACACAGCGUCAGAUGACAGAUUUACCAAUUGGGGAUUGCAAAUACCCAUUACAGGAUCCCUAUCUAAGUUUGGUACUGAGUUCUCUUAUCUUCACUUCGCAGCAGUGUUCCGGCAAAAUCAGUAUGUUUUUCAGAGGGUAUCAAUGGACGCUGGCACGUUGAAGACCAGAGACGGCUUGAAUCUCCUUUUGUCGGCGGCCCUUACAGGCAAUUCUCGGUUGGUACGUUUCCUCUUAGAGGAGGGCGCAUCAUCGUAUGAGCGGGUGGAAACAGAGGAUAUGAAGCAUGUCCGAAAACCCGCCCAGGAAACCCCAACUGUUUGGCUUUCGUUUCUCCUCCACUUUGGCGCGUCAGUCAUUGAAGGGAAACAGGAGUGGAUAUGGCAAGGUUCCUUCCAGAAUGAAUUGGAGGCACCGUUGGGCGAGUACGGCCUGAUCCUAGAGCAUUUCCUCAUGUUUGGGGCUAACCCGGAAGCCUACUUUGUUCUAUACGAAACCUCCACCACGUCAAAAAGUUCUGGCAAAUGCCAUGGUGAGCUUAAGCCUGUUUUCGUUUCACUGCAGCAAUUCGUGAAUGCCAUGCGACUGCCAAGUUUCGAAUCAGUCGUACAGUUCUUCCGCAGAAAGAGAAGGUAUCGUAUAUCCAGAAUAGCUGCGAACCUCAUUCCAAAGAAGGAUCCCCUGAGUGAAUCUCGUAUCGCGCGGGUAAAGGAGAUAUUAUCCGACAAGAACAGAUAUGACCUCUACGCUAUCUGCUCCAAGGACGGUGGGUGCCAGGUGGACGAUUAUAUCCGACUGUAUUAGAUAAAUGCAAAGGAUAUCUGGGCGGCCCUCAUAGAAGAUACGCAAUUAUGAAAGUCAGAGCAAAGCAGGAGUGUUGAUAGGCUUAGAAAACUUAAGAAAUCAAAAGCAGAGGUCGAGUUCUGUUGCGUUUCCCCUAGAACUGAACAAAAGCCUGGUCCUCCGCGUCGCUUUGUAAGUAUGUUUGCUUUGGUUC